Molecule: messenger RNA, 1434 nt
Organism: Laetiporus sulphureus 93-53
Lineage: Eukaryota; Fungi; Basidiomycota; Agaricomycetes; Polyporales; Laetiporaceae
Exons: 5
Coding region: 54-1247 (397 amino acids)
Source: RefSeq, a predicted model, not a curated record
UGCUCUGAUUACUCUGCCACUCCCGGUCACUUCUAUUUUACAAUACUCCCAUCAUGGAGAUAUAUAGCAUGCAGACAGCUGAUCAAGAGAAAGAUAAAUCACUGGACGCCAAUGGGCGAUCACACACCAGAGUCAUAGCACACACGGAUAUAAAAAGUGGCCCUAGGCCAUUAACACCCACUCACAUUUCGGACCACUUCACAAGACCAUCCAGACACAUGGAGCGAUACCAUAUCGGUCACAGUGGGGAUGGAACCUACAGGGACCUGGGCUAUCAUGCACUUCGACUAGCAACGACAUUUCAAACAUACCAUGAAGAGGCCUCACAUGCGCUCCGAUUGACAGGCUCCAUGAUUGCGCCAAUCAAUGAACGGGUGGUUGUUACUCAUCGACCGCCGGACAGUGUUCUUUCUGAUGCAGCUACUGCAUAUAGCACGAGCAUGAUCUUUGGCCAGAGUACGGUCACUCAUGAGCGCGAUGUUAUCGCUGGCUGUCAUGGUGCAUGCGGCCUAUGCAUUCCACCCACCGCACCGCAGCAUCAAUUGCAUUCACUAUCUCGAGCCUCCACAAGCGUUAAACAGAAUGCAACAACCGAGAAUGCAUUAGUUCUCCGCGGAGCUGUACUCGGCGCUUCCGACUCUCAUGAUCUCCUCGUGGACGAGAACGAUUGCAUGCCACUCUCCCAAAACUCGCUACGAUGCUCUCCCCAUAUGCCUAUCAAUGAAUACCCUCAGUGGUCCCCACCUCCACUGGUUGAAAUGUGUCACUCCAUCGAUACAGUGAGCUCUUGUACACAGAAUGGUACUGAAUAUUCCAGAUGGACACCGCCAUCAAUAUUUGUGGAAGAUGAUGGCAGAGACACUACUGUGGAUAUCUCCUCCGAACGCUUGUGGGAGGUCCCUAGCUCUAUGAAGUAUAUUUUGGAAAACGGACUGAGGAGACGCAAUGUGGUCGAUGCUGGCGCUUCCGAUUCGUCCAAACGUCUACGGGCACGCUCCCCUCGUCAAUCGACACAAUUACCAGGCUGGGAUUUGCCUGUCCGCACGAGACUACACGAUUAUGCAAUUUCGUCAAUUCACACUAUGCAGCGGCAUAGUCAGUCUUUGCGGAACAAGGUUACCCAGAUGCCGUCAAACACGCUCCAGGCAUUCCUACGUCAGCACAGCCCGUAUACAGAACUCAUUCCCAACACCUUAGUCGUGAAGAGUCGACAGUGCCCACGGAGCACGAGGCUCAGGGCCCCUUGACAUCCAUACCUCUAAAGGAUGCAAUGCAGCAUCCCUUUAGCCUCCAGAAGUCACCACUGGCGGCGGGUGUAUCGAGGACAUUCUCCUUGCUGAAAUCACCGUAUUGCAUGCUCUGGGCGCUUACGGUCUCUACGGUCAUCGGCUUCUGUGCCACCUUAACGCUUCGGGGCAAAGUUACGGAUGUUUA